Messenger RNA from Thamnophis sirtalis, 826 nucleotides. The record is from RefSeq and is a predicted model, not a curated record. Lineage: Eukaryota; Metazoa; Chordata; Lepidosauria; Squamata; Natricidae.
AACCACACAAUGAAUCGUCUGCUAACAGUAAAAGAAAACGUGUUUUCAUGGCAUCUGCAAUUGGUACCAAAGUUACAGUGGCUGCUGGUGAUACAUUACGAAUAGGUUGUCCUGUCUAUCCUAGCACAAAUAACACAAUUCGCUGGUUUGCCAGAAACCAACCCGUAGAAGAGACUUCAGGCUUCAGGCACAAGACCCUGGUUGGGGGACGCAUCCUUGAAUUCAUCGUUGCCUCUGACCAGUUUGCUGGACAAUACAAGUGCUGGGCUUCAUCACAUAUCAAGCCAUUGUCUGUCUGGGUAAAUGUCCAGAAGGAAGAAUAUCACUGGAAGCUUGCUGAACAAAGUCCAUGCUCAACAGCUUGUGGAAAUUUAGGAACUCGCUUCUGGAAAUUUCUAUGUGUGAAUACGAAGGAUCAAAAUGUGAAUGCGUCACUAUGCAAGGACCAUCAAAAGCCAGUCGUAAACAACCCGCAGUCCUGCGAAAUUCAAGAUUGUCCAGCAAGGUGGGCAACCACAGCUUGGUCUGAAUGCUCUGCUUCCUGCGGCCAUGGAUUCCACCGCCGGCGAAUAACCUGCAAGCAAGUCAAAGCCAACCGGCGUGUCUUAACUUUGCCUCCAGGCGCUUGUGCUGACCAAGAGCGUCCUCUGGAAAUCAAACCUUGCGUGGGCCGUUUUUGUGCAGAAUGGAUGGUUCAUCCCUGGGGCCAAGUAAUUAAUUCAAUGAUGAAUGAAUCACCUCUACCACUGGCUGUGCACCAACCCUUGUUGAGGAGCCUCAAAACUGCCUAAUAACUAUGCACCCCUCUCUAAUUUCUAUCUCUUCU